AUGUCCGUCAAGACCGUCAAGCUCGGGGGGACCGCCUCCGGCAUAACAGUCGGAAAGGUUGCCCACGGCCUCAUGACGUUGACCCAAGACCCCAAUGUGCCAACGGAUGAAGAGGCCGCCUUCGCAGCGAUCAAGGCGGGUAUUGAUGUGCUGCCGCCUGGGGUGAAGAUGUUUCUCAACAGCGGUGAGUUCUGCCCAGAUGUCCCAACGCGCCGGAACGAUAAUCUAACGUUCCCUGAGUAUGUGGAGAAGACAUUCCUUUCUGUCAAGGGCGGAAUGAAGGCGAACACACUCACGCCCGACAGCUCAGCCGAGAACCUCCGCCGCAGCGUGGACGCCUGUGUGGCUGCGCUCCGUGGGACCAAGAAGAUCGACCUCUUCGAGACAGCCCGCGUCGACCCGAACGUCCCCCUUGAGCAGGCUCUCAAGACGCUUGUCCAGCUGAAGGAGGAGGGCAAGUUCGAUCAUUUGGGCAUGUCAGAGUGCCGUGCCGAAACGUUGCGAAAGGCGAACUCUAUUCACCCGAUCACCGCCGUUGAGAUCGAGGUCAGCUUGUGGUCCUAUGAAGAGGAGACGCGUAAGGUCAUCGCGACCGCUGAAGAACUUGGCAUCUCUGUGAUCGCAUACUCGCCCCUGGGCAGAGGAUUGUUGACCGGUACCAUCACCAGCCCUACCGACCUCCCCGAGCAUGACAUGCGCCGCAGGUUCGAUCGGUUCCAGGAAGAGAACCUGAAGCACAACCUCGGUAUUCUCGAGGAAAUCAAGCCAAUCGCCGCUAAGAAGCAGAUCGCUCUCCCCCAGCUCGCCCUUGCUUGGGUCGCAUCGCUCGGUCCGCACGUCAUCCCUCUGCCAGGAUCCGGCAAACCCAAGAGGGUCGUAGAGAACAUCCUCAGCGGAGACAUUGAGCUUACGCAAGAGGAGCAGGACCAAAUCGCGGAUAUCCUCUCCAAGCACGAGGUAAAGGGCGAUCGCUACAUAGGCGGGCCCGCGGGGCACUUCUUGCAUCUGUGGGGAUGA
Molecule: messenger RNA, 1017 nt
Organism: Dichomitus squalens LYAD-421 SS1
Lineage: Eukaryota; Fungi; Basidiomycota; Agaricomycetes; Polyporales; Polyporaceae
Product: aldo/keto reductase
Exons: 11
Coding region: 1-1017 (338 amino acids)
Cellular component (GO): cytoplasm
Source: RefSeq, a predicted model, not a curated record